Molecule: messenger RNA, 1686 nt
Organism: Aspergillus affinis
Lineage: Eukaryota; Fungi; Ascomycota; Eurotiomycetes; Eurotiales; Aspergillaceae
Product: sugar transporter
Exons: 2
Coding region: 1-1686 (561 amino acids)
Biological process (GO): carbohydrate transport; transmembrane transport
Cellular component (GO): membrane
Molecular function (GO): carbohydrate:proton symporter activity
Source: RefSeq, a predicted model, not a curated record
AUGACGGCCUCGUCGGAUUCGGAGUCAAUCGACUUCCACCGGGCUAUGUCGAACAAGUCGACUGAGGUACAACAUGUGGACUUUCCCGACGAGAUCCCGGCGUCGGCAGGAAAACCGGCCGUCAAUCUCGCGUUGAUGCUGGCCUGCGUGGUCUUCGGGGCUGCGUCGUUCCUGUUUGGCUUCGAUGAUAAGAUCAUAUCGCCGGUGGCUGCGUUAGAGCCCUUUGUGAGUUUCGCUGGCACAUCCGACGAUAUGUCUGUAUAUGUGAGGGCUGACUCGUUUUUGAAUACUAAGGUGGAUCGAUAUCAAGGGGUCAAUCCUAAAACGGGCGUGUACUCCAUGACGGCUCGCAAUCAGACCAUCAUCUUCUCGGUUCCGCUGGUGGGCUCAAUCUUCGGAGGCCUCGCAGCUUCGCCUCUGAACUUCCGACUGGGUCGCAAACCCCCCGUGCUGAUAGCCUAUAUCGUCUCGGUGGGCGGAGGGUUGCUUCAACUGUUCGCGCCGAACUUGGCAGCCUUUGUCUCGGGUCGGUUUGUGAACGCCAUCGCCAUGGGUAUCGCCAAUGGCACUGUCCCCUUGUACUUGUCUGAGGUAGUCCCUUCCUCUAUGAGAGGCCGGAGUGUUUCGAUAAUCAAUAUCUUGAAUGUGAUGGCCGGGUUGAUAGGAACAAUAGUGGUAUUCGGGACCCAAAAACUAGGGGGCCGAGGGUCCUAUAUGAUCCCCUUAGCGGUUCAGUCCGCCGUGCCUGGGGUUCUUUUUGUCUGCACACUACCUCUCCCGGAAAGCCCCCAGUGGCUGGUCGCCCGAGGCCGCAUGGAGCAGGCCCGGACGAGCCUGCAGAAGCUGCGCGGGUUCGGCGCACAGGCGGUAGAAGAAGAGCUGGGCAUAAUCCAGCUCAGCGAACAGACCGAGCGAAAACUGCGAGCCAGUGGAGACUUCUGGGAGAUCUUCACGCGGCAUCACCUGCGGCGAACCCUAACUGCCGGCUCUUUCUACUCCUUGAAUCAGAUAUCUGGCGUGAUCCUGUCUACGACAUACAGCACGGUGUUCCUGGCCGAGAUGGGUACCAGGGACCCAUUCUCUCUGACAGUGAUCGCAUCAUGCUGCACACUUGCCGGGGCGAUAGCUGCACCACUCGUGAUCGACCAAAGGGGGCGUCGUCCAACCGCUUUAGUAGGGAUGAGCGCCCUAUUCAUCAUCGACGCCGUGGCCGGGGGCCUGGCGUUCAACCGAGGCGAAGUGCAGUCAAUCCAGGCAAUCGCAGCCUUGUCCUUCAUAUUCAAUUUCUUCUGGGCCUCCUCGUUCGCGCCCUUGUCCAAUCUGAUGCCCUCGGAGAUCGCAACCCCUAAGCUCCGCCACCACACCAUGGCCUAUACAAUUGCCUGCGCGCAAACCACCGCCGUGAUCACUACGCUCGUCGUUCCGCAGCUAACGACGGCUGACGCAGCAAACCUAGGAGCCAGGGCCUACCUUAUCUUUGCAGGCUGCAUGGCGUGCAUUCUAGUAUUUACCUACUUCUUCAUGCCCGAAACCAAAAAUCGGACCUUUGCAGAGAUCGACGAGAUGUAUGAUGCUAAAGUACCGGCGUGGAAAUGGCGACAAUAUCAAACUUCAGAACGGGCCCGCACGGGCAAGUGUUCUCUACACGGGCAGACCGUGGUAGUUCCGAGCAAAUCCGUGUCCUAA